This is a messenger RNA of Conger conger (European conger), 1166 nucleotides long. Its product is annotated as peroxiredoxin-1. The coding region runs from base 98 to 694 and encodes 198 amino acids. NCBI's taxonomy places the organism in Eukaryota, Metazoa, Chordata, Actinopteri, Anguilliformes, Congridae. The transcript is spliced from 6 exons. Gene Ontology annotation, cellular component: cytosol. Gene Ontology annotation, biological process: hydrogen peroxide catabolic process; leukocyte activation; cellular response to stress. Gene Ontology annotation, molecular function: thioredoxin peroxidase activity. The record is from RefSeq and is a predicted model, not a curated record.
GUCUUGAUCAAUACUUAGUUCUUUCCACACAGCUUUCACCCAGCAGAGGGCGGAACGGCAAUAAGGUUGUCACACUGUGUCUUCGUUCACUUCAGAGAUGGCUGCAGGUGAAGCUCGCAUUGGGAAACUGGCCCCUGACUUCAAAUCAACAGCCGUAAUGCCGGACGGCCAAUUCAAGGAAAUCAAGAUUUCCGACUACAAAGGAAAGUAUGUGGUAUUUUUCUUCUACCCAAUGGACUUCACCUUUGUGUGUCCCACUGAGAUCAUUGCAUUCAGUGAUGCUGCUGAAGAGUUCAGGAAGAUUGACUGUGAAGUCAUUGGUGCUUCUGUGGACUCUCACUUCUGCCAUCUUGCCUGGAUCAACAAGCCCCGCAAGCAGGGUGGUUUGGGCCCCAUGAAGAUCCCACUGGUAGCUGACGCACAGCACUCAAUCUCCAAGGCCUAUGGCGUGCUGAAGGAAGACGAAGGCCUUGCCUACAGGGGACUGUUUAUCAUUGAUGAUAAGGGUAUCCUGAGGCAGAUUACCAUCAAUGAUCUGCCAGUGGGUCGCUCCGUGGACGAGACGCUUCGCCUGGUGCAGGCCUUUCAGUUUACAGACAAGCAUGGAGAAGUGUGCCCCGCUGGCUGGAAACCUGGAAGUGACACCAUCAAGCCUGAUGUCCAGAAGAGCAAAGAGUUCUUCUCCAAACAAUAAUAGACAGACCAGAGUCUGUUGGACCAUUAGACCUUAGCAAUUGUACUAUGUGUAGGUGAGAUGGCACAGUUGCUUGCAAACAGGAUGUGGUAUUGUGGUUCCCUUUUUUUCUCAUACGUAUUAGUUACUGUUCAGUGAGCCCAAGUACCAUGAGACCAAAAGGUGAUGCAAACUGAUCUUUCAGAGCUAUGUUGGAGAAGUAGAUCCAUGAGACUGGUUCAGUUAUGUACUGUAUAGAUACCAGUGUUAUGUAACGUUAGUUAUUUCUACACACUUCUGCUUGCUGUUGUGGCUUCAUAUGAUGCAAUAAAACUUUGCACACAAAACCUGCAUUGUAUCAGUGUUAGGAGACCAAGUCUGACCAAGUCACUGCAAAAAAAUUGUGUAAUUUGGCUUUUCCCACCAUCCGGUAUUGCAUGGUGAAGAAAAAUUUGUCUUUUUCAUUAUUGUAAUAAAAGAAAGGACAAAAAGA